Lachancea sp. 'fantastica' is the source of this 645-nucleotide messenger RNA. The record is from the annotation of a GenBank genome assembly. Lineage: Eukaryota; Fungi; Ascomycota; Saccharomycetes; Saccharomycetales; Saccharomycetaceae.
AUGAUCAAGUCUACUUUGAUAUUCAGAGACGAUGGUCUUCCACUGUGCUCAUCGGUCGACGAUGACACCGAUCCCCUUCUUUCCGAACAGAGAAAGAAAGUGAAAGUUUUGGUAUCGAAACUAACGCCGAACAGCGCCGACGAGGCAACACUCGAGAGCGGGAACUUCGAAAUACACUAUGUGCGUGAAAACACGAUCGCAUAUUUUGUCAUUGCAGACAGAGGAUUCUCGCGCAAUCUGGCUUUUUCGUACCUCAAAGAGAUAUCCCAGGAGUUUGAACACUCGUACGGGAACGAGUACAGCAAGCUUUCGGUCCGGCCAUACGCUUUUGUCACAUUCGACAACUUUCUGCAGAAAACCAAAAAACUGUAUAGCGACAAGCGAGUGCAGAACAAUCUCGAUCAGCUCAACCAGGAUCUGAGCGGUGUCAAGCAGAUAAUGACCAAGAAUAUCGAGGAUCUGCUGUACCGUGGGGACUCUCUCGACAAGAUGAGCGAUCUGAGUGCGUCGCUGAAACAAAAUUCCAAAAAGUACCGGAAGUCUGCCCAGAAGAUCAACUUCGACUUGCUUAUCAGCCAGUACGCGCCAAUUGCCGUAGUAGCGUUUAUUUUUGUGUUUUUGAUCUGGUGGGUGUUCUUGAAAUAA